CCCAGCUGUUGCCAGCCCAGCUGCUACCAGCCCAGCUGUUGCCAGCCCAGCUGCUACCAGCCCAGCUGCUACGAGCCCAGCUGCGGUGGGACCAGCUGUGGCACUGGUGGUGGCCAGGAGGGUGGCUACGGAGCUGUGAGCUGCCGAGUCAGGUGGUGCCGCCCUGACUGCCGCGUGGAGGACACCUGCCUGCCCCCCUGCUGUGUGGUGAGCUGCACACCCCCAACCUGCUGCCAGCUGCACCAUGCCCAGGCCUCCUGCUGCCGCCCAUCCUACUGCGGACAGUCCUGCUGCCGCCCAGCCUGCUGCUGCUACUGCUGCCAGCCCAGCUGUUGUGAGCCCACCUGCUGAAAGCCAGGCUGCUGAUUAAUUAAGAAUGAAAGGGGAAACUAAACAAACUGCUCUGAUCUCUGAAGAAGGGUUCAAUUUUACUCCCAUGCUAAGUAUCAUGAUGUUUCUAAGCUACUCAGAAAUAAUGGGUCUUAGACAGGACACUCUUGGAUGUGUUGAAUUAGCACACUGAAAGCAUGUAUCAAUCAGAGUAUCUAGAUAUCCUGCCUUGCUUGAAAAGACACCAGGGUAGGGUAUUUCUUCAAUUCAGUAACAUCUCUGUCUCCUCCCUAUCUCUUGAUCCCCACGUAUUUUCAGACCUGCUUUCUCCUCAAAUAUCCCUUUAACUUCAAAUAAAAUGUUUAAAUGUG
This is a messenger RNA of Neomonachus schauinslandi (Hawaiian monk seal), 701 nucleotides long. Its product is annotated as keratin-associated protein 9-3-like. Lineage: Eukaryota; Metazoa; Chordata; Mammalia; Carnivora; Phocidae. The record is from RefSeq and is a predicted model, not a curated record. Gene Ontology annotation, cellular component: keratin filament. The annotation marks the transcript as partial. The transcript has a single exon.